Lactuca sativa (garden lettuce) is the source of this 1358-nucleotide messenger RNA. RefSeq names its product embryo defective 1923. The record is from RefSeq and is a predicted model, not a curated record. NCBI's taxonomy places the organism in Eukaryota, Viridiplantae, Streptophyta, Magnoliopsida, Asterales, Asteraceae.
CAUCGGACUGUUAGGCGGAUCUUGACAAAAUUCUGGAUGCUUGUGCUGAAUGUUUCUCUUUUUCCAAAUUCUCAUUCAGACAGGGGAUAAGCAUGGCUAAAGCCUCUUUCUAAACCCUAAAACUUCCGAUGGCGAUGGUUUCAACACUUACCUCUACAUACCCAUCUCCCAAACUUUCUCGGCAUUCGAUUCCAAUUCCAAGAACGACAUCAAAGUCUAUCCAAUCACGUAAUUCUUCUACAGCGCUCCCUGCUAAGAAGAAAUUGGGAAUUUUUUCAUUUGGUAGAAAAAAUCUAGGGUUUGUUGUAAAAUCAACAUCCAGUGAUGGAGAAGGAGAACAGGUAGAGAGUUCUACGUCAAAAGAUGUUAAUAAUGAAGCCGAAAUACAAGCGCGAGGAGAGAGCACGAUGCCUGAAAGGUUUAGAUACUUGACCAAAGAAGUUCCCGAUCCUCCUAUUAGAUGGCCUUAUUUUAUAGCACUGGGUUUCCUCAUCUAUGCGUGGAGAACAGUCAUAUGGGAACUUUACAACUGGAAAAGAGCUGCAACAUCUAUACUUCAAUUUCUUGGAAACCUUUCAAAGCUAUUAUUAGCUCUCAUAUUCCAUUUCAUAGGCGAUCCAAUCACUUCAAUAAUUAGAGCCAUUGAAACUACCUUUUACACCCUUCGAGCAUUCUACUCUCAAAUAGUAGCAUACACUCCCAUUCCCGAGCUUUCAACAGUAAUCAUGUUGACUUCAAUCAUACUUGCCAUCAGUGAAGUUGCAUCUCCAACUUCAGUAGACAACCAAUGGCAUUUGUUAACAGUUUCUGGCCUCAUCGGCUACUUUGCUGUGAAAGGAAUGAUUGGAGACCUUCCUUUUUGGACUAUUCUUUUUGGGUUAUUUUCUUAUUCUCGUUUUAUCAAAAAGAGAGAUUAUGUCUCCUCUGUAUUGCCCGUUGCAGCAGUGUUAGCAGGUGUAGGAGAGCCAUGGGUUAGAGUGGUGGUGAUGGGUGGCUUUUUGGGUUUGUCUGUGUUUCAGUACUCAAAGAAUCAGCCUGAAAUAGAAGAAAGUGAAGGUGUUGCUACGACAACAGGGGACAGAAGGGUUCCUGUUCCUUUAUUGUGUGCAGCAUUAGCCAUUGGUAUACGUGUUGCUGCUAGGUGGGCUGGAUAUAGGCAUUUGACAUGGAUGGUGGUUUGAGAGGUCUGUUUAGUUCAGUUUUGAAUACUAGAUGUAAAGGUAUGGAGUUCAUGCUCUUGAGGCUUUGGAUUUGUUUAAUGGGAAAGUGAUUAUAUUGUUACUUAGCUUGUUGGAUUUGAUUAUAUUUGCUCCUAUUGGAGUUAAUAUUCGAGGCAAAUUGUUGUUUAAUGUUUUUCA